AUGGCAUGCGAUGGUUCAUCCGGGGAUGAUUUCCCGGACAAAGUGAUGCCCAGACCACCUCCAUGCACGUGCAACAAGAAGUGCAAGAAUAGGAGCGGCGGUUUUGUCUUCUUGGGAUUAUUCCUGCUGUCGCUGUCUUUGCAUGUUAUCACACUCGUCUGCUACCUGGACCUGCGAUCCGAAGUCCAAAGGGAAAUAUUCCACCAGAAAAGAGACUCCAUGUUGACACUGGGGGGAACGGAUCUCGCCGACCCGGCGUUCUCACCCGGUCACCAGCGAGUGGACUCCAGCAGCCGCGGAGAGGGUCAUGAGGAGAAGUUACUCUACAGACGUAGUGACUUUCAUGUCACAGAAGACAGCAGGGGCAUAACUCAGCGAGCGAAAAGGAGCCCAAGCAAACAACCAGACUCCGAAUCAACUGGAAAGGAAAGAAGGAAAGAGAAGAAAAAAGGGAGGAAAAGGUCUCCAGGGGCACAGGGCCCUCCAGGUCCCCCAGGUCCCCCUGGCCCUCAAGGGCCACCAGGCAUCCCAGGAAUUCCUGGCAUUCCUGGGAGUAAUGCUGUGGGGCCAGCAGGACCACCUGGACCCCCUGGCCCUCAGGGGCCUCCGGGCCUUCAAGGUCCCGCAGGGGUUGCCGAUAAGACCAAAACAAGGGAAUUCCAGCCAGCAGUGGUUCAUUUGCAAGGGCAAGAAACAACCAUCCAAGUGAGGGAAGAUCUGUCCGAAGGUGUCCUUCGCAACUGGAAGAUGGUGUCCAUCCAUCACCGUGUGUUUAAGAUGCACUCUCGUUCCGGGGAGCUGGAGGUGCUGCUGGAUGGUGUCUACUUCAUAUAUAGUCAGGUAGAAGUGUACUACCUCAAUUUCACCGACAUUGCCAGCUAUGAGGUGAUGGUGGACUCUACUCCAUUCCUUCGAUGCACCUGCAGCAUCGAGACGGGCCAGCGCAAGUUCAACACCUGUUACACGGCUGGUGUAAGCUUGCUGCGUGCCGGACAGAGGAUCUCCAUACGCAUGGUCUAUGAGGAUACACUAAUCAGCAUGACCAACCACACCACAUUUCUGGGAAGUGUCAGACUUGGGGAGGCGCCAUCUGCUGGACAAAACUGA
Molecule: messenger RNA, 1107 nt
Organism: Lampris incognitus (smalleye Pacific opah)
Lineage: Eukaryota; Metazoa; Chordata; Actinopteri; Lampriformes; Lampridae
Gene: eda
Product: ectodysplasin A
Exons: 8
Coding region: 1-1107 (368 amino acids)
Biological process (GO): animal organ development; immune response
Cellular component (GO): membrane
Molecular function (GO): tumor necrosis factor receptor binding; death receptor binding; death receptor agonist activity
Source: RefSeq, a predicted model, not a curated record